GACUUGCAGUGCCUCGAUCAGCUCACUGUAACAAGAUGGGCGGCGCCUUCUCGACGUCGAAGCCGAAGCCCGCCGCCGGCGAGGAGGGCGGCGAGUCCGCCGUGGUGGCCGUCCACUCCAAGGCCAAGUGGGACGAGCUGUGGGACGCCCACAAGAACACCACAAAGCUGGUGGUGAUAGACUUCUCGGCGUCGUGGUGUGGGCCGUGCAAGAUGAUGGAGCCGGUGUUCAAGGAGAUGGCCGGCCGCUUCACCGACGUCGCCUUCCUCAAGGUCGACGUCGACGAGCUCGCGGAGGUGGCGCGGACCUGGCGGGUGGAGGCGAUGCCGACGUUCGUGCUGGCGAGGGGCGGCGAGGAGGUCGGCCGCAUCGUCGGCGCCGACAAGGACGAGCUCGAGAAGACCAUCAACACGCUCAGGUCAUCGUCGUCGUCGACGGCGACGACGACGUGAUUGGUUGGGAGAUGCAUAAAUAAACAUGUUGUCAUGUUCAUCAGUCAUCACCACCUAGCUCUGCUGCUGGUUAAUUUAAGUACUACCACUACCUUAGUUAAUUAGCUCUCCCGGUUUGCCUAAUAAAUAUUCCGCAUUGUAAUAUAGCCAACUUAAUUAGUUCGUAUGUUCGCGUGUGUUGUGAUCGUCUGCUAGUUAUGUACAGUCUUGAAGCCUGAGUGCUGGAGCUAAUAAAGAUUUGCAUAACUUGGAUUGGA
Oryza sativa Japonica Group (Japanese rice) is the source of this 709-nucleotide messenger RNA. The record is from RefSeq and is a predicted model, not a curated record. NCBI's taxonomy places the organism in Eukaryota, Viridiplantae, Streptophyta, Magnoliopsida, Poales, Poaceae.